CAGACCGUAAGCAACCCUGAAACCGCAGCCUCGCACCACGUGACCGGCGCUCUGCGGUUUUAAAUCAACAAUUGGACCUAAGUGAAAACCAGCACUCGAACCUUUUUAUUCAGGACAUUUUACACAAACGCUCCAAUACUAUGGGAAAGGAAACUAUCAACCUGUUCACCGUUUGGAUCAUCUUGGGAAACAUUUUUACAACUUUCUCCUCUGACCCUGAAGGCGCCACCGGUGUCUUCGUAAACAGCACAGCCACCCCCGCCCCCCUCCCAACCACCCCUGAAUGGAUCACAAACUACACGGACAUCGUGUCCAGGUUCUCCCUGCGCUCGGCCGACGUCCCGGACGAUGACAUGUGCUACAUCGUGGCCGGCGUCCCAGAAUCCAUCACGGAGUGCGAGUUCAAGCCGGAGUCACAGACCUUCAUCGUGAUUCACGGCUGGACGGUGACGGGGAUGUUCGAGAGCUGGGUGCCCAAGCUGGUGUCGGCUCUGUACGAGCGGGAGCCCACUGCCAACGUGAUCGUGGUGGACUGGCUGAGCCGCGCCAACCAGCACUACCCCACCUCCGCGGCCUACACCAAACUGGUGGGCCGCGACGUUGCCAAGUUCGUUUCCUGGCUUCAAAAAGAGCUGCAGCUGCCGUCGGAGCGGCUCCACCUGCUGGGCUACAGCCUGGGGGCGCACGUGGCGGGCAUCGCCGGCGACCUCACGGACCACAAAAUCAGCAGAAUCACAGGUCUGGACCCCGCCGGGCCCACCUUCGAGCACGCGGACGAGCAGAGCACGCUGUCCCGCGGCGACGCCCAGUUCGUGGACGUGCUGCACACCAACACCAGGGGCUCCCCGGACCGCAGCAUCGGGAUCCAGCGGCCGCUGGGCCACAUCGACAUCUACCCCAACGGAGGCACCUUCCAGCCGGGCUGUGACAUCCAGAACACUCUGAUGGGGAUCGCACUUGAAGGCAUCAGGGGCCUCCAAAACAUGGACCAGCUCAUCAAGUGUUCCCACGAACGCUCCAUCCACCUGUUCAUCGACUCGCUGCUGAACACGCAGCAGCAGAGCACGGCCUACCGCUGCAACAGCAAGGAGGCCUUCAACAAGGGCCUGUGUCUGAGCUGCAGGAAGAACAAGUGCAACACGCUGGGCUACAACGUCAACCGGGUCCGCACGGCCCGCAGCGCCAAGAUGUACCUCAAGACCCGGGACAUGAUGCCGUACAAAGUCUUUCAUUAUCAGGUGAAGGUGCACUUCUUCUGCAAGGACAAGCUGAGCUUCACGGAGCAGCCCAUGCAGAUCUCGCUGUUCGGGACCCACGGGGAGAAGGAGGACAUUCCCUUCGUCCUGCCGGUGAUGGACGCCAACGCCACGGCGUCCUUCCUCGUCACCACCGACGCCGACAUCGGCGACCUGAUGAUGGUGAAGCUGCGCUGGGAGAAGGACACCAUCCUGGGCUGGGCCGACUGGUGGGGCAGCAGCGAGUUCUACAUCCGCAGGCUGCGCGUCAAGUCCGGGGAGACGCAGUCCAGGGUGAUCUUCAGCGUCAAGGAGGGAGAGUUUGCCUCCCUGGUGAGGGGAGGGGAGCACGCUGUGUUCGUCAAGUCAAAGGAAGACAACGAGAGCCGGAAGGAGAGGCUGAGGCACAAGCUGAAGAACCAGGGCAGUCUCUACGGGCAGGACGACGCUUGAAUUUGCACUUGAACGCACCACGCGCAGCGUUCGCCUCCGCACACGCGCAGCCAAAGACGGACAGCACAAGGCCACGCGCCGGGGGGCGGGGCUUCGCCGUGACCGGACGCGCACCGCCUGCUGCCUCUUCCUGAUUCCGCCUCAUGUUUCCUGAACUCCCAGUGCAACCAGUGCGACCAGUGCGACCAGCCCGCAGCGCUGGAAGCCGGUUGAGCCCCGAACCCUCUCCUCUCGAUGAAAACUGUCUCUGCUGCUGGGAAACGUUACACUUUUGCCACGAUGUGCUCACGAAUUCACACUUUCAGUAACUUUGCUGCAGAUGUUUGUAAUCAUGUGCUUCUGUGGCCGACGUGUGCUGUCUGUACUGGUUUUGCGUUGUGAACCCCUGACCUGGCUGUGCUCUCGUUGCCUUUGUGAACUUGGAUUAUUGUUGCUGUAUAAAUAAUUCAGAGUGACGGGCAUCACAUAGGCACAUCUUUGUGUGUUUUUUUAAUCAUUACUUUCUUCCUAAUGUUUGUCUUAAUCUAACCACUAAUUGCCAAGAACUAACAUGGACCAAAGAAAUAUUUACAGAAUCACAGCAGACAUUGUAAAUACCUCGAAUCAUCACCACAGUCUAUAUAUUAUUUGUUCUGAAUAUGAGUUAUGUCUUAAUGUGUGAUUUCCUGAAGCCCUGCUUGUUCUUCUAUGUCACUGGUCACUUUAAAAGACUCUCCGUUCCCUGCAGCCAUUUCACAUUUUAAGGUCAUCCACAGAGAAGUCCAACAGGCACCAGCGUUCUUUAUUUCCCCUCCAAACGAACCAAGGUCAGCUUUUAAACCACCCGCUAACGGUCAAAUGUCCCUCAGUUACUGAGCUCAGCCCGAGUUUUGAACCAUCAACCAUUACAGAACUGCUUAAAAUAAAAAAGUAGCUUUUUUUAAAUGCGCGAUGGCCUCAUCUCAACAAUCACCGUCUUGUAUUUAUUGUACUUUUCUAUAUAUUUGUACAUUAAGCUGUAUUAUAUUUUUAUCAGGCUUCCGUUUGUUCGUGUGUGCGUUUUAUAAAUGGAGCGUUGUGUGAAAUUCAGGCUAAUCGAAUUGGCCUCGAUGCCAGCUGUUGAGUGCAUUUACUUUUAUGAAAUGAAAUGCAGUGCACUGUGCAAAGACAGGCCUGGAUGGAUGAAUAAAGACAUGAACUGCAUAUUCUAA
This is a messenger RNA of Betta splendens (Siamese fighting fish), 2878 nucleotides long. RefSeq names its product lipoprotein lipase a (gene lpla). Lineage: Eukaryota; Metazoa; Chordata; Actinopteri; Anabantiformes; Osphronemidae. The coding region runs from base 141 to 1688 and encodes 515 amino acids. Gene Ontology annotation, molecular function: lipoprotein lipase activity; apolipoprotein binding. Gene Ontology annotation, biological process: lipid metabolic process. The record is from RefSeq and is a predicted model, not a curated record. The transcript has 10 exons.